Messenger RNA from Zeugodacus cucurbitae (melon fly), 1613 nucleotides. RefSeq lists its product as uncharacterized. Bases 457 to 1494 code for a protein of 345 amino acids. Gene Ontology annotation, biological process: negative regulation of oxidative stress-induced intrinsic apoptotic signaling pathway. NCBI's taxonomy places the organism in Eukaryota, Metazoa, Arthropoda, Insecta, Diptera, Tephritidae. The record is from RefSeq and is a predicted model, not a curated record. The transcript is spliced from 3 exons.
UUAUUUGAAAGAGAAAAUGUCUUACUCAAUAUAUGUUCGUCUUAAAUAUCUUAACGACGUGGAAACACAGCUCGGCCCGACUGGAACCGAACAUGUUCGACGUAUAAUAAGAAUGCCGAGCGAAACCGAAGAGGCAGUAAUUGAGUGCGACAUUUUUUUUGUACGGUUUUUGAUCAAUAUAACGGUAGUAAUAAUUUUGGUACAAGUUAUCCACCACUGAUAGACCACCAACCACCAUAUAUGCUACCAUUCGAGAGAUGCAUCAAAUUCCAGAAAAUAAUUUCAGUUAAGAGUUUUCAAAGCAACCCUGCAUUUUGAAAACCUUACUACCCGUCAUUUGCCAUAAACUAUCGAUUUUGAAAUUUAUUUCAUUUUCUAUUAAAUUUUUAUUUUUUGAAGUUGUGAUUUACAUAUUUGUGAUAUCUGGUAUUCUGCAAGCCCCAACUAAUAUUCAGCAUGUUCGAAGAUACACUGCUUAUCAUAAAGGCGGAUUACAUGCACAAGCGCAAGCCGGUCUUGUUGCAUUUGUUGCAGCACGAAUUCAUGAUCAAAGGUCAACGGAAGCUACUCUUUUCACCAGAGAAUGCCGCAGAAUUCUACAAGCCAAUGGCGGACGAUAAAGACUUCAUGCUGCAAGUUAUCUUGCUUUCGAAGGGCAACAGUGAGGCCUUCAUACUGACCAAAAAGUGUGCCGUAGACGAUUUGAUCUGCACCAUGAUUUGCUAUUUCACCACAUCUGUGGAAAUGGAACGCAAUGUACACGUCUCGAAAAGUGCCGAGUGUGCGAUACGCGAAAUAAGUUUCAUUUUUCCAAAUUAUAUUCCCGAGCCUAUACCGUUUUUCAAGAGUCAUAAAUUCACCUCAGAUGCACUUAUGGCACCAUUCAUUAGUCAACUAUAUGAGAUCGUGCAGAAACCGCAUGAAGAGUCGAAGAGUUGGAAAGUGCAGUUGGCCGAAUGGUUGACUUUACAAAAUUCAGAGCUGCCAAUUAUAAGCAAUUCAUGUUCAACGAAACAGGCACUUUUCCUCGAAGAUAAAACUCAACAAGUCAAUUUUUUGGCAUCGAGGUCACCGAAACCAUGUGUCUUUCAUACGGAUGGCGCUGGUGGUGAACCGGCUUCAACAGAUGUUUCGGUGCCCUCUUCGUGCUCGUCCUCUAGUAAUUCGGCAGUAAUGAGCAGUUCAUCGUGUAUGACUUGUCGUCCAUUCGAGCGCACCGAUGCGACCGACGUUAUUACGGAUGAUGAAUGUAAGAAAGCGCAGAAGCUUUUCGCACCGAAAGUAGCUAUACUGCAAAAUAGAGUGGAUGAAGAAGAUGAGGAAUGUGAAGAUGAAAUGUGCAUGCAACUGUGUGACGACCGCAUAAAGCAGUGGAAGGCUGAGAUAAUCGCCGAUCAGGAGGAAUUGAAAAAGGUUCUACCCUACGGCGGUAGGGAUAUGGAGGUUAUUAACGAAAUUGAAAUUGAAGAGGAACAAUCUCGCUUAGGUGAAUGAGCUAUUGAGGGAAAUAUAUCUAGCAUGUUUUUACUAUUAAAUACAUACAUAUGUAUGCAUUUUUGAAUUUAUUGGAAAUUUAAUUUUUGAAAUAUUAUAACAUACUAAAAAAUUUGUUC